Molecule: messenger RNA, 2609 nt
Organism: Carcharodon carcharias (great white shark)
Lineage: Eukaryota; Metazoa; Chordata; Chondrichthyes; Lamniformes; Lamnidae
Gene: slc18a3a
Product: solute carrier family 18 member 3a
Exons: 1
Coding region: 446-2044 (532 amino acids)
Biological process (GO): transmembrane transport; chemical synaptic transmission
Cellular component (GO): terminal bouton; AP-2 adaptor complex; AP-1 adaptor complex
Molecular function (GO): acetylcholine transmembrane transporter activity
Source: RefSeq, a predicted model, not a curated record
CCAUGCGAUUCAAUCGCCGUGAACGGGCAACGACUCCGGUGUCCGCGAGUCAAGCAGGAACCGGAGCCUGAAUGUUCCAGGUGGGAGAAGGCUGCACAGGUUCCUCUAGUCUGAUCGCUCCCUAGUCACUAGAAUCUUUUCAUUGUGGUUUUGCUGGACUGGGCGAGGGAUUAACGGCUCGAAGAGUUGACCUCUUGCUCUUUGUGAGCUCCCUGAACGCGGAGCAGAGGCAAUGGACCGACAACACCUCCCCCACACACUGUCCGAAUCACAGAGCGGGAGUAAAGGCAGACAAGGAUGUCGAGGUAACAGUUACAGUAUCCGCCGGCCAGAGUGACAGAACCACUCGGUUCUGUUGAAGAGGUUGGAAGGGCGUGGGGGUGGGUGGGUGUGAGCGGGGAGGCAAGUGGGUGAAAGUUUGCACGGACCGUCAUAGUGAACAGCCAUGGCUGCAGAAAUGACAAUCGGACUCGCCAAGUCUGUCGUGGUGAAACUUUCGGAUGUGGUUGGCGAAAGAACUAAACAGAUUAGCGGGGCAAUGCAAGAGCCGCGGCGGCAGCGAAGAAUUAUGCUCGUCAUAGUCUGCAUUGCCCUCUUAUUGGACAACAUGCUCUACAUGGUCAUUGUGCCAAUCAUACCAAACUACCUUGAAACUCUCCGAACUUAUAAACUGGUCUAUGUCACUUCAGUCUCCAAUGGAACCAAUGGUUCGUUCGUCAACUCCACUCAGAAACCCAUACUGUACAGGAACCCGAAUGCAAACGAAGACAUACAAAUCGGGGUGCUCUUUGCAUCCAAAGCCAUCCUUCAGCUACUUGCCAACCCCUUGACUGGCACUUUCAUUGACCGAGUGGGCUGCGACAUCCCGCUCUUCAUAGGACUCACCAUUAUCUUCUUCUCCACCCUUACCUUUGCCUUCGGCGAAAGUUAUGCCAUGUUAUUCGUGGCCAGGAGCAUGCAAGGGUUGGGGUCUGCAUUUGCAGACACCUCAGGGAUUGCAAUGAUCGCGGACAAGUACACGGAAGAGUCCGAGAGGAGCACAGCCCUUGGCAUCGCCUUGGCUUUCAUCUCCUUUGGAAGUUUAGUGGCGCCCCCCUUUGGAGGUAUACUGUACGAGUUCGCGGGCAAGAGUGUCCCCUUCCUCGUGCUAUCGUUUGUCUCCCUUUUGGACGGUAUUCUGUUGCUCACGGUCGUUACACCUUUUGCCAGCAGAACACGCGAAAACAGGCCGCAAGGCAGCCCCAUCUAUAAACUUAUGAUCGACCCUUAUAUUGCCGUUGUAGCGGGUGCUCUGACCACCUGUAACAUCCCUCUAGCUUUCCUGGAACCCACCAUAUCAAACUGGAUGAAACAGACAAUGAACGCCAGUGAAUGGCAGAUGGGACUAACGUGGUUGCCCGCAUUUUUCCCCCACAUCCUAGGUGUAUAUGUCACUGUAAAACUAGCUGCCAAAUAUCCCAAUUACCAGUGGUUCUAUGGGGCUAUAGGCAUGGUUAUUAUAGGGGCUAGCUCGUGUACAGUCCCAGCUUGCAGGAAUUUUGAAGAACUUAUCAUUCCGUUGUGCUCCCUUUGUUUUGGGAUAGCUCUAGUGGACACUGCCCUGUUGCCGACCCUUGCCUUCCUGGUAGAUGUUCGUCAUGUGUCUGUGUAUGGUAGUGUAUACGCUAUAGCCGACAUCUCCUAUUCUGUUGCCUAUGCCCUGGGACCUAUUGUAGCCGGCCAAAUUGUCCACACUUUGGGCUUUGUGCAGCUCAACCUUGGCAUGGGCUGUGCCAACGUCCUGUACGCCCCUGCCCUCCUGCUACUCAGAAACGUGUGCCAAAUGAAACCCUCGCUUUCCGAGAGAAAUGUCCUUCUGGAGGAGGGACCCAAAGGGCUAUACGACACCAUCAAGAUGGAGGAACGCAAAGCCAGUAAGAAAGGGUAUGGCAGCUCGGCGGGUAGCUAUCCCAUGGCUGGAAUCCUGGAUAGCACCGAGAAUGAGAGGAAACAAACUGGGCAGAUUCUGUCCGAAGACGAUUCAUCGGGUAGUGAUUACAGUUAACCUCGACACCCUCCAGCAGCCGAACCUUCCAAGGACAUAAGUGAAUGAAAUGCAGCAUAUCCUUGCCCUUUGUGAUGUACUAGAUGUCUAAUAUAAACCAGAAUUGAUGUAAUCAUUGCUGUGAAUUACUUUUGUAUAAUUUAUGUAAUUGCUUAUUUCAUGGGUCUUAAGGGAAUGGAGAAUGUGAUGAAGAUGGGAUUAUUAUAAUCUGCAUUCAAUCAGAACCCAGCAUUUCUAAUAAACUACAUUUAUCACGAAUCUAUUGAAAUGAUGUCCAGUGCAACAUUUGCUCGAAUUGUAUCAGUGUGUUCGAGUUUUAGGUUGUACAUCUGUGUGAUAAAGUAAAUAGCUGUACGUAUCUUUAAAAAAGUCAUGUAAACGUUCAGGGACCUGACGGGAAACACAAUAUUGUAUAUAAAGGUAUGUCCUUUAGAUUGUUCUCCCAGGGAAAUCAAUUGAUGCAGAAGUGAUUGUGUAUUUUUGGCUGAGAAUGAAUCUCUGUAUAGGAUUAUUUGGACCAUUGUGUGCUGCUAUGUUAUAAAUACAAUGUCAGAUUAAAAUCUGG